UAAAACCCCAAAAAGAAACAAAUGUACGCUAAUAAUUGGAGAGCUUGCACUGUAUUUGCAGCAAUGGCGCCAGUAUCAUCGUCUUCGUAUUACAUCACUCAACAUGCCAACCACAUCUUCUCUCUCUUCACCCAUUCAUGGCGGAAAAUUCUCCUCCCUUCAUCACUUCAGAUGAUGAACACAACACUUAUGUUUUGCUUGAGACCAAAGGAGAAGAUUGUGUGUUGUACACUAGAGAUGGAACAGUGGAUUACCUCAACAGCCCAGCUAACAAGUUAAAAACAGGAAACUGGAAAGCAUGCUUCUUUGUAGUUGCAACUGCAAGUCUUGAAAGAUUGGCGUUUUUUGGGAUGAGUUCAAAUUUGUUGCUGUAUUUUAAGCUUGAACUCAAUCAACACAGUGCUACAGCCUCAAGAAAUUUAUCAAAUUGGACUGGGGCUUGCUACAUUGCCCCAUUAUUUGGAGCAUUUGUUGCUGAUGGUUAUAUUGGAAAAUAUUGGACAAUUGCAACCUCUUCUAUCUUGUAUGCCAUUGGGAUGACAUUGUUGACAUUAUCAGCUACAAUGCCUCAACUAAUGCCAACAUGCUCCAAAACAAACAUUUGUGAUGCAACAAAAGCUGAAACGAUAGUGUGCUUCACAGCGCUUUACUUGGUAGCAGUUGCAAGUGGAGGAAUCAAGGCAUGUGUGUCGGCUUAUGGAGCAGAUCAAUUUGAUGAUAAUGACAAGGCUGAAAAAAAGCUCAAGAGUUCUUUUUUUAAUUGGUAUUAUCAGAUGAUGAAUAUUGGUACCCUUGUUGCUCGUUCUUUGAUAGUAUGGGUACAAGAUAAUGUGGGUUGGGAUUGGGGGUUUGGGAUUCCUACUUUAGCCAUGGGAAUGGCUGUAUUUUGUUUCUUUUCUGGUACUUGGUUUUAUAGGAACCAUAAACCCAAAGGUAGCCCUUUCACACGUUUCUUCCAAGUAGUUGUUGCUUCUUUUAGAAAGAAAAGAAUCAACAUCCCACCGGAUUCAUCGCUUUUGUACGAGAUUCAUGAUCAUGCUAAUUCUACAACCAAACUUAAUCAUACAAGAAAUUUCAGAUUCUUAGACAAAGCGGCAGUGGAGCUCCCCACGGAUCACACAAAAGGAUCAACGAACCCAUGGACUCUUUGCACGGUUACCCAAGUUGAAGAACUGAAAACCGUAUUACGUCUGCUACCAAUCUGGAUCACGGGCAUCAUAUUCAGCACCAUACGUGGCCAAAUGGACAAUCUAUUCGUCCUACAAGGCUCUUUCAUGGACACCCAAAUCCCCAACACAAGUUUCAAAAUCCCACCAGCCUCACUAGGUACAUUUGGUACCCUAAGUGUCAUAAUCUGGGUCCCACUAUAUGACCAAAUCAUUGUCCCACUUGCCCGAAAACUCACCGGUCACCCAAACGGACUAACCCUGCUCCAACGAAUAGGAACCGGCCACUUCAUUUCAAUCUUUUCAAUGUUAACAGCCGGAAUCUUGGAACUCAUUAGACUAGACAUUGUUAGAAGACACAAUUACUAUGAAACCAAACCUGUCCCAAUCUCCAUAUUUUGGCAGGUUCCACAGUUUUUAAUUAUUGGGUGUGCGGAAGUGUUCACACUUGUGGGACAGAUGGAGUUUUUUUAUGAGGAAGUGCCUGAUUCAAUGAGGAGUUUGGGGUCAGCUAUGCGACUAAUGACUAUUGCUUUAGGGAGUUAUUUCAGUUCUUUACUUGUGAGUGUUGUUAUAAAAGUGACUACCGAAGGUGGUGGGCCAGGGUGGAUUCCGGAUAAUUUGAAUUAUGGGGAAUUACACAAGUUUUUUUGGCUUUUGGGUGGUUUGAGUGUGGUGAAUCUUGGGGUUUUUGUGGCUGUUGCCAAGUGGCAUACAAGUAAAAACUCAUAUAUCGUGAGAAUGUAAUUCCUUUGUAUUUGUA
Messenger RNA from Lactuca sativa (garden lettuce), 1929 nucleotides. RefSeq names its product protein NRT1/ PTR FAMILY 8.2. The record is from RefSeq and is a predicted model, not a curated record. Gene Ontology annotation, molecular function: transmembrane transporter activity. Lineage: Eukaryota; Viridiplantae; Streptophyta; Magnoliopsida; Asterales; Asteraceae. Gene Ontology annotation, biological process: oligopeptide transport; transmembrane transport. Gene Ontology annotation, cellular component: membrane.